Mesorhabditis spiculigera is the source of this 336-nucleotide messenger RNA. The record is from the annotation of a GenBank genome assembly. Lineage: Eukaryota; Metazoa; Nematoda; Chromadorea; Rhabditida; Rhabditidae.
AUGGUGGCCGGCCUCGGCCAAAACCAGGCCCUCGUUCGCAAGAUCAACGCCGUCUUUUUGAUGAAUUUCGAGCACGACGGGAAGGUGGUACAGCAAUAUACAUUCGACUUUAAAUCAAAAGACGCGGGGAUUCGGAAAGGGGAUGAGGGCAGAGCCAACGUCACGCUCAACGUCGAAGAUGCGGAUUUUUUGAAGAUUUGCAUGGGAGAGUUGGAUACUGCAAAGGCCUUCAUGACCCGUCGGAUGAGGGCUUCCGGAAACUUGGCGCUUCUCCAGCGGCUACAGACCGUCCUGAAGACGAUCCAGACGAAUAAUAUUAAGGAGAAGAGCAAGCUA